This is a messenger RNA of Miscanthus lutarioriparius, 990 nucleotides long. The record is from the annotation of a GenBank genome assembly. NCBI's taxonomy places the organism in Eukaryota, Viridiplantae, Streptophyta, Magnoliopsida, Poales, Poaceae.
AUGACUGACGGACAGUCCAUGGAGGUGGAGGCGCCCGUCCUCGCGCCCCAACAGGCCGUCUCGCCCCCAGCGGCCGCGCUGUCCAAGAAGACGCUGGCGUCGGACGCGGCGUCGACCCCCAAGCGCAGGGCCACGAGGAGGAAGACGCUCUGCGACAUCACCAACCUGAGCAAGCGCGACCCGGCCGACUUGCCGGUGGUGCCGGACGAAUCGGCUUGCCCGGCAGCGCCGGCACCGGCGAGCGCGGGCGGUGUUGAGGAAUUUGCGCAGCUAGUCAAGAAGAACGAGGAACUCGUGAGGCACCUCGCGGAGAGAGACGAGAUCAUACAGUUGAGCGGGGCCGAGAUUCAGAAGCUGCGCGUUGCCAACUGGGAACUUGCGCGGACCAAUUCCCAGAUGAUGGCGGAGGUUAACCUAGCAAGAAACAGGUUGAAAGCGUUGCAACAUGAGCUUGCGUGCUCAAGAGCCAGCCUUAAAGUGAAAACAUCUGAACUGGAGGAUGUGAAGAAGACGAUGCAGCGACGUAACGCACCUGUGCAAAGGACGCAGCAUCUGGGUCCUGACAGAGCUGCGCAGACCAAGGAUGGAGAUGUGGUCGAUGCAGAGCCCGAUUCGGACGCAUCGCGUGCGAGGAGCAUCCAGAGGUCCGGGAACGCCAGCAGGAAACGGGUGCUGAGAUCUCGAUCUCUAGGACCUACGACAUCGGCGAAAGUGGCGCUUCCGAAGGAUAAGGAUAAGGAUGCCUGUCAGAGACGAAAGUCCAUGAGAAUACCUCAGCCAGGCAACCGCACGGAGGACUUGUUCGAGAUAGAGGACGUCCAGCUCGCCAUCAGCAGCUGCAAGAUCGAUCCAGAGAGUGCUUCUGGCAGUGACAAGCCUGGGCACCAGUUCUUGCGCAGAUCAUCUCUUGGAAGGCCGCUGCGGCAGGCCAAGGAACGAGUCACCACCUACAAGGAGAUGCCUCUCCACGUUAAGCUCAGGAGGCCCUAG